Molecule: messenger RNA, 1802 nt
Organism: Prorocentrum cordatum
Lineage: Eukaryota; Dinophyceae; Prorocentrales; Prorocentraceae
Source: the annotation of a GenBank genome assembly
AUGAAAGUCGUCACUGAGGUCUUGUAAUGGCGUUGAUGUCUCGGACGGUGGGCGUCGGUCCUGCCAUGUCGCGUCCCGAAGUGUACGCACGUCUGCUGACUGGCUUUGCCAGGUCCAGGAGCUGCGGCCGCCAAGACGGCACUGGAGGAGUGGACGAGUCUCUCCUGCCCCUCAGCGCGCACGUGGGCGCGGGGGGGAGUCAGGGAGCCCACGCCGCUAGAGGUCCCUGCCUCCUGGCUCAAGGUCAAUUCGCGAGGGCAGCAGUCUGCCCCGUCCCUGACAGCUCGGAGCCGGCGCGAUGGGCGGCCUCCUCGACCCGAAGACCCGGCUGCUCUGCAGGCAGAAGACCGCGGAGCUGGAGCAGAGGCGCUGGAGGAGCUCGAGGCGCCGAGGGCCCUGGAGCCGAAGCCGCGGCGGGAGCGGCACGCGCAGGGGGAGAAGCUGGCGCGGUGCGCCUCGGACGACGAGGCCGAGGGCGGGGAGGAGCCGCUCGAGCAGGCCGAGGGGCCGGCCGGCCCGGACCCCCCGAAGCGCCGGAAGGCUCUCCACAAGAAGCUCAAGCAGAUCGCCGAGCUGGAGACGAAGGGGGGGGACCUGGGCCCGGCGGCCGCCGCCAAGGUCAGCGGCGAGGCCGAGGAUCCUGAGGGAGAUCGAUGCCAUCAAGGCCGGCAGGCCCUUCGACGAGGCCGAAGAUGCCGAGGUGCAGGCUGUGGAGGUUGCGAAGGCGCCUGAGAGGGUCAGUCUGCCGACAGAUGCAGCUGAGCGCGAGAAGCGGCUGAGGGCGCUCAACAAGAAGCUGCAGCAGAUCGCGGACCUCAAGAAGAAGGAGGCGGAGCUCGACGACGAAGCGAAGGCGAAGGUUGCCUCCAAGUGGCGCGUGAAACAGGAGAUCGCCGCUCUCGAGAGUGGCCAUACAGAGGCUGUCUUCACGGGCCCGACCGAGGAGGAUCUGAUCGAGGAGGCGACGAACAAGAAGAUUGAGCUUGAGAAGAAGCUCAAAGCAGUGCGCAAGAAGCUGACGCAGAUUGAGGCUCUGAAGAGCAAGGGGGGCGAACUGGAGGCCGACGCACAGUCGAAGGUGGACUCCGAGGGUGCUCUAAGGAGAGACCUUGGUGCACUGGAGCGCCAACUGGGCGCCCUGAACCGGGAGGAGCGCGAGCGCGUCGCGAAACGGCUGGGUUGGGAGGAGACGUGCCCCGACGCCAAGCAGAAACCUCGCAGCUCCAAGAAGUAGUUAUCAGGACCAAGUCGCUGGCGCGGUCGGCGCUGGUUAGUCAAAUCAGUGAUGUCUAUCCGACUGCCCAGAAGUGCCGAGCAUAAGUAUUGGCACGUGACCGCCGCCACGCCCAGCCUAGGCGCAGCCGCCGUCAGAAGUUUAAGUUUAAGCGUCCAGCGAAUUUGAAUGAUAGAUACAUUUCAACAAAUUUGAAUAUUCGCAUCGGCGCGAUAUCGCAGCACUGUCUGCUACCUGAGACACCGCUUUUCUGGAAAAUAUCAGAUGGUUCCGUUUUUUUGCCAGGUUCUGCUUGCAGGGGGAGGAGCCAUGGGGCGGUUUGGUGCUGGACGCAAUGUGGUGAAUUGGCGAUUCGGAGGCGCUUCAGUUUUCUGUCGGGUCGGAAUUGGCGGUUGGAGAAUCCCAAGUGACGGGUCUCUGAGAGGUUGAAUGUGGCAGCUCGUUGGCGCAGUGUCUUUUUAUUCGUCAGCCAGAUGUGCUCAGCCCAAUCUGCUCCCCGCCGCCACGCACCACCAGCUCUGUCGCUGAAAUCCGCUGCGGCGAGCCCGAUAUAUUGACGCGUGCGGGG